AACCAUGGCAAUGGUGAUGGCAGCGUUCAUCAUUUCUGGAUUCUUAUGUACCAGUUCCCAGCACAUUUAUGUGGAAGAAAACAAUCUCUGUGACAGAAAUGAAGAGGCAAUGAUGCUUAUUCGAAAACUUUUGAUCCAACAAGGGUGGAUCCAAGAAUCUUUAGAUUCCCUCAGACAGACGUUGAAAAGACUCGAGAAAAAUAUAACCAGUAUCCGUGAAGAUGUUCAAAUCGUCAAGAGAGAGUCUUCCGCCAUAUGUCCUCCUGGUUGGUUUCACCAUGGCAACUCUUGCUAUUUAUUCUCCAGUGACACCCUACCUUGGAAUGAGUCCUCGGAUACAUGCAGUUCCAUCGGUGAUGGUUUAGUCGCCAUUGAGUCUCAAAGUGAAGAGACUUUCUUACAAAAUAGACUUCACUAUGAAUUUG
Molecule: messenger RNA, 425 nt
Organism: Saccostrea cuccullata (small rock oyster)
Lineage: Eukaryota; Metazoa; Mollusca; Bivalvia; Ostreida; Ostreidae
Product: oxidized low-density lipoprotein receptor 1-like
Exons: 3
Source: RefSeq, a predicted model, not a curated record